ACCUGAAAUUACAGUGAGAGUCUUUUGAAUUUCGUUAAUCGUGAUUAACAUCUUCGAUGAUUGCUUUUAAUUCGUUUGCCAUAUUUUAUCGAUCAUCUGAGGCUUUUCGCUAGCACAUACCUGUUUUAGAUCCUUGCAAAUUCGUACCAAUCCAGGUGGCAAAGGACUCUYGAAGUCAACAAGUGUGAAAAACAAACAGUCAAUAAACUCUUUGAAAACUUCAAGUGGAAAAUCACUUAAAUGUCUUGUUAAAGCACUUGGUUUUGUCAUCGCCAUCAUUAUGYCUUGCGCAGCGUUUUUUGACCACGGAUUUCCGUGCAAGCAGUGCCGUAUAGAACAGGAAAAGAUCAUUCCCUUAUAAAUAUGUUUAUUUAGCCUUCUUCAAUUCGCGAAGUGAAUCGUUUUAGACUCAAACGCAACCCCUACCGGUUAAAUUUAAUCGUACAAAUAUCUCGGCAAUUUCCUUAACAAACAAAUAACGAACCAAAGAGAUCAAGUCAAGCACCCAGCUAUGGAAGGAUGUUAUUAAUAAGCUGUAAUUGAUGAAUUGAGAGACGAUCGUCACCAGUUAAUAAGCAAUUACAGCUAUUUGUUACAUACUUUACGGCUUAGCGCACAAUUCCUUUAAUAUUACAAAGCUGCACAACAAGCGGCAACGACACGAAAACUCAACCGUURCGAAAAGCAAUUCAGAGUUUGACCGUCACGUUGUUUUGAGACGUGACAUUCGACACUGAUACUCACGUCGCGGUAUAGUGUAAUCGAUCCCUGUUGAUGUCGAUUGAGUGUUGAUAAGUGGGAUUGAAAGUCAAGAGGGUUUUUGGUGUUCACAUUAUAAAAGAGGGGCUAGUCACUCUUCGUUCGUAUAAACACUUACAUGUGGUGUCACCCUGUUUAUGUUUCUGUCAACUGGAGAACUUGAAGAUGAUGUACAGGAGCAUAGUGGCUUUGCUUCUAUUCUUAACCCAUUCAGAAGCGUCCUGGCUGUGGAUGGGAGUUGCUUCAUCAGGAAUUAGGACAGACUCAGUUGUUCCAAGUCAAUGCAGAAGUGUCACGGGCCUUUCGCCGCAGCAACUUAGGUUGUGCAUGAUGAAACCAGGUGUUAUUCCUAGUGUUAGCCAAGGCGCAGAGAUAGGAAUCCAGGAAUGUAAGCAACAAUUUCUAUUCGAAAGAUGGAACUGUACAACUUCAGAUAAAGACCCCACGGUGUUCGGACAAGUCUUAAGUACUGGCAGUAAAGAAGCUGCUUUUGUUCAUGCCAUCACAUCUGCUGGAGUUGUCCAUGCAGUUAGUCAAUCUUGCAGCAAAGGAAAUCUCUCUGAUUGCAGAUGUUACACUAGAAAUGGAGAAAAACAUCCCAAAAGUAGUUGGGGCAUCUCUGGUUGCACAAAUAGCGUCAAUUAUGCAGUAUGGCUGUCUGAGACAUUUGUUGAUGCACCAGAAAAAGUCGAUCGAAAGCCAAGAUUGACUUCUAAAGAGAUGGCUCGUGCUCUGAUGAAUCUACACAACAACGAAGCCGGUCGCAAGGCCGUUGUGUCUUUAAUGAGGGAGCAAUGUCGUUGUCACGGAGUAUCUAGUUCUUGUACUGUGAAGACAUGUUGGCAGUCUUUACCGCGAUUCGAGGAGGUUGGUCAAGACCUCAAGAAAAAGUACAUUGRCUCUGUGCAAGUAGUGUACAUCAAAAGAAAAAAGAAACUYAAGAGGAAAGGUCGCAAGAAAGUCCGUAUAAACAAUACUUCGCUUAUUCACUUGCAUGCUUCUGUGAACUAUUGCGACCGAGUGUCUGGACGAGAAUGUCGAAGAGACUCUCAGGGACGAGAUAGUUGCGAGUCAUUAUGCUGCGGCAAUGGUUAUAACACACGGACUGUACGAGAAUCUAUGCAAUGUGCAUGCAAAUUUAUAUGGUGUUGCAAAGUGAAAUGCAACGUAUGUGUGAAUAUCAAAGACAAGUUCACUUGUAAGUAAAUGCCACGUCAUCGCCACGUCAUCAUGUAUGAUGUCAGUAUUACGUCAUCAAAUGACAUCAUUGUAGUACUGUGAUGCACCAGAAUGGAAUGCAAUCUAUACAUGACAAAAAAGUACACUUAAAAAUAGAUUAUCAAGCAUGAUGUCAUUCAUCUUUGCUUCGUCAAAUGACAUUGGAUAUGUUGUCAAGUUUGACGUCAUCAGCAUGUUAACAAGUGACGUCAUUGUUGYAUAUGSAUUCUAAAUAUUGAUGAUCCUUUAUAAAGAAAGGACAAAACUAAACCUGUGAAAAUCAGGCUUGUAGCAUUUAUGGACGAAAAUUWAGUCAUGAUACAGGACGAUGCAAACUAGUUAACCUAGUCUUUCCUCGCUAUGAGUACUUUAGUUUAUGAGAAACAAAUGAUUUUCUCUACUCGUAGAUCCAAGAUAUUUGUUGUCAGUGAAUAAACGAAAUUAUUAUUAUUUUUUGCUMUGCUAAUGUAAAARURUGAGAAUUUCUUUGUUCGUUUUCCRGGUGCAUUACAUGGGGUUGGGUUUUGUAAGUCAACAAGUAUUACUUUCUUUUUAUACAUGUCUUUAGAUAUAGCCAUUUCAUAACAUUGUUUUUAUAAAUUUCCCACAGCAAAAGAAACUGUAAAUUUCGUCUUUCGUCCACCGUUUCAUAGAACGUACGUCCGCCAUCUUUAUCAAUACCAUGAUGCACUUCGACAAUUUAUCAUGACGUCACAAGGACCAAAAAAGCCAUUAAAUGCAUUGAUCACUUUAAUAGCUCGAGAAACGACAAAAAAAAAA
Molecule: messenger RNA, 2757 nt
Organism: Exaiptasia diaphana
Lineage: Eukaryota; Metazoa; Cnidaria; Anthozoa; Actiniaria; Aiptasiidae
Product: protein Wnt-16
Exons: 4
Coding region: 925-1965 (346 amino acids)
Biological process (GO): canonical Wnt signaling pathway; neuron differentiation; multicellular organism development
Cellular component (GO): extracellular region
Molecular function (GO): frizzled binding; cytokine activity
Source: RefSeq, a predicted model, not a curated record